Molecule: messenger RNA, 849 nt
Organism: Recurvomyces mirabilis
Lineage: Eukaryota; Fungi; Ascomycota; Dothideomycetes; Mycosphaerellales; Teratosphaeriaceae
Exons: 2
Coding region: 1-849 (282 amino acids)
Biological process (GO): nitrite transport; transmembrane transport
Cellular component (GO): plasma membrane
Molecular function (GO): high-affinity secondary active nitrite transmembrane transporter activity
Source: RefSeq, a predicted model, not a curated record
AUGGCCACCUCUGGAUCCCUCUCACCCGAGGAUGCAGCAUACGAGACCUUGGAAGUCGGCGAACACCAUCUCCAUGAGCCGCUGAAAAUGACGCUCGCGAAGAACUUCUACGGCGGCCUACUACUUUCAGCUGCAGGCCAGCUCGCCAUGCUACUUUCCAAAGGCAUUCCCGGGUAUUCCAAGGCCAAUCCUGGCCUCUCGCUAAUGCUGCAGGGGACUGCCUUUCCAGUCGGUCUCAUUAUUGUGUAUGCUCUAGGCGCGGAGCUAUUCACGGGCUACCCAAUGUGGUUCUGCAUGACAGCUAUCGACCGCAAAGGCAAACCCUGGCAGUAUGUCAUGACCAUCAUCAUGUCGCUCGGUGGCAACUUCGCCGGUGCCUUGUUCUGGUCCGGCGUCCAAUCAUACUUCACUCAAAGUGUGACCGAGGAGCCGUGGCGUAGCAGCAUCAUCGAGCAGAUCGAUAGCAGCAUCACCGACGAGGACUGGCAUGUCAUCUUCCUACGAGCCAUCGGCUGCGGCUUUCUGGUCUCAAUUGCCAUGAUGCUCGGCACGCAGAACCGCGAUGGCAUCUCCAAGGCCCUUGGUCUCUGGUUGCCGUUCUUCAUCUCGACGGUCUCGGAGUUUCCGCACACGGUGGAGUACAUGUAUCUUGGACUUACGGCGAUGAUGCUUGGAGCUAGACUUAGUGUUGGACUUUUCUUAUGGAAGUGCAUCUUGCCUGUCAUCCUUGGAAAUAUUGUGGGAGGAGCCUUCGUGGGCGGCUAUAACUACCUUGUCUUUGUCAAGCGAGGAGAUGACAAACAGACUGGGCAACGGAGGGACUGGCUGCCGGCGACCGCAGACGAUUGA